Messenger RNA from Grammomys surdaster, 2433 nucleotides. It is a transcript of the gene Rrp8, whose product is annotated as ribosomal RNA processing 8. NCBI's taxonomy places the organism in Eukaryota, Metazoa, Chordata, Mammalia, Rodentia, Muridae. Gene Ontology annotation, cellular component: nucleolus; chromatin silencing complex; rDNA heterochromatin. The record is from RefSeq and is a predicted model, not a curated record. The transcript is spliced from 7 exons. Gene Ontology annotation, molecular function: methyltransferase activity. Bases 71 to 1444 code for a protein of 457 amino acids. Gene Ontology annotation, biological process: regulation of transcription by glucose; rDNA heterochromatin formation; cellular response to glucose starvation.
GCUGGCUCCAGCGGUAGGAGUCCCUGACGCGCGCUGCACGUGGGCUCCUCCGGCCCUGCGGGCCACCGGUAUGUUCGAAGAGCCUGAAUGGGUCGGGGCGGCUCCAGCCAUCAUGGGCCUAGGGCCCGCGACAGCACAGGUUCGGCCGGCGACUGCCCCACCAGUUAAGGGCCGCAAGCGCCGCCAUCUCUUGGCCACAUUACGGGCCCUGGAAGCAGCAUCUCUCUCCCACCAAUCCCCCAGCCUACCUGGCAGUGACUCUGAGGAGGAGGAAGACGUAGGAAGGAAGAAGAGACACCUCCAAAGGCCCUCGCUUGCCAGCAUCUCAAAGGAAGUAGUGAAGAAAAGAAAAGGGAAAUGUGAAAAACAGGCGCCAUCAGUCAGUGACUCUGAGGGGAAAGAAGUAGGAAGAAAAUGCCACAGACAAGCUCCUCCUCUUGGUGGGAUCUCUGCUGGAGAAGAAAAAGGAAAGAGGAAAUACCAGGAAUACUCCUCUUUACAUCUAACCCAGCCCCUGGACAGUGUUGACCAAACAGUUCACAAUUUGAGGACGAGUACUGCUACAAUUGACCCACCUAAGCCAAGCCCUGAGUCUACAUCACCUAACUCCUCACACACCUUGAGCCGCAAGCAGUGGCGGAAUCGGCAGAAAAAUAAGCGGAGACACAAGAACAAAUUUCGACCACUUCAGACACCAGACCAGGUUCCCUCCAAGGCUUCCAUAGAGGAGACUGAAGUACCUCCUGCUCCAAAGUCAGACAGUCAAGAGACUAGAGCUGGAGCCCUGCGAGCACGGAUGACACAACGCCUGGAUGGGGCCCGAUUUCGCUACCUUAAUGAACGGUUGUACUCAGGGCCCAGCAGUGCUGCCCAACGCCUAUUCCAGGAAGACCCUGAGGCUUUUCUCCUUUAUCACCGUGGCUUUCAGAGACAAGUAAAGAAGUGGCCACUGCACCCGGUGGACCGUAUUGCCAAAGAUCUCCGCCAGAAGCCUGCGUCCUUAGUGGUAGCUGACUUUGGCUGUGGAGAUUGCCGCCUAGCUUCAAGUGUCCGCAACCCUGUGCACUGUUUUGAUUUGGCUUCUCUGGACCCUAGGGUCACUGUAUGUGACAUGGCCCGGGUACCUCUAGAGGAUGAAUCUGUGGACGUGGCUGUGUUUUGCCUUUCACUAAUGGGAACUAACAUCAGGGACUUCCUUGAGGAGGCAAAUCGAGUGCUAAAGCCAGGGGGUCUUCUCAAAGUAGCUGAAGUCAGCAGCCGCUUUGAAGAUACUCGGACCUUUUUGGGGGCUGUGACCAAACUCGGCUUUAAGGUUAUCUACAAGGACCUGACCAACAGCCACUUCUUCUUGUUUGACUUUGAAAAAACUGGACCUCCUCGAGUAGGACCCAAAGCCCAACUUUCAGGCCUUAAACUUCAGCCUUGUCUCUACAAGCGCAGGUGACCAGUGGACACCCAUUGAAAGGGGAGAGCUCGGACUCCAAUCUCAGAACUCUGAAGACUGUACCUACCCAGGCUAUGAGGCAGGAUCUGAUACAUCACACCCUCCUUCUAUUCUUACACAGAAGUAGUAAAGCCCACAGAAGGGUAAAGCCUCCAGCUCAGCUCCACUCUAAUGGAGCUCUCUUGGCUACAGAGAGCAUGAAAUUACUUGGGCAGGCUCAAGAAUGAGGUGUUUAUUGUGAGGGUAUAGAUGGGUCUGGUAAUUGUCGGCCUCUUCAGGUAUCGUGGAAACUAGUCAUCUGAGAAUUGAUAGCUCUCUGGGUUUGGUUUGUCUUCAUCUCUCAGAAGGCAUGUGGGCUCUCUGCUGUGUUGUCUUCUGACCUGUAUUGUCCACCUCUACUCAGCCAUAGUUUCUGCUCCUUCAGCUUCAAGACUGCAGACUUGGGGCUGGGAGUUAUUUAAUUUCUUUGUUUCUUAGAUCUGGGAAUCAUUUAAUUUUUUUCUGUGUUGUUGUUUGUUGUUGUUGUUUUGAGACAGCAUCUCACACUAGUCCAGGCUGACCUCAAACAAAACAAAUGGCAAUCCUCCUGCCUCAGCCUCCUGAUUAUUGGGAUCACAGGCAUGAGCCACCAUAUUCAGUUUAAGAAAUCAUUUACUUUCUGAAUAUUCCAUUUCUCAUUUGAAAAACGUGAAAUCUUGUCUUACAGUGUGUUGUAUGGGUUCACUGAGGAAAGCUAGAGCUGGGACUAGUAGGAGGUGCUGAAUAAACAAGCUGUGGCUAUUGUGUCUUGUUGAUCUUACUGUUCUUUAAUAAGCACCCCUAAGCAGGCUUAGAGAUCGAAGAGUAAGUAAUUUAGAUGUGCCCGAAGAAGAUUGGGAGAGUUUGAUAAAGGCAUGUAAACAAGCUUAUUUGCUAUUUAGAGACUUAGUGCAUUUGAAGCUUUCCUUGCUUGGAAGGGGGUAAUAAAGAAGCUGGAUCUCUGUUCAGUA